AGUCCACGAAGUAUGGUAUGCCAUUUAUUUAGUCAUGGAUUCCCUCCAGCUGCAUGCAGUGGGAAAGACAGAGCAAAAUCUAGCAGUAAACUUGAAGCAUACAUUUCCCUCGUCUUUAGACUAAAAUGAACAAAAGCAAUAUUUACUUCAAAAGUAAGCAAGCUUUCUAACUUUUUAUAUGUUGGGAGUGAUGGUCUUUGUGAAUGCCAACAAUCAUUCCUCCCCUACAAAAAGCACAUCAUCAAGCACCCAUGAAAAAUUGCUUAAAAGCACCCAUGUGACCUCUUUAUAAAUCACGUAUGAAUUGGCCACUUCCAUUCUAUGAACAAACUACACAAAAUGGCCUCUUCUUGUAGCUACAUUCUCUUCAUCUUCAACUUCCUGCUUUUCCCAAUCUCAAUAAGCUCUUCCAAUGGUGACUUCCACAAUGAAUUGCUCGAAUCCAUAACCGUGUCGCGUAUGGAGAAAACGACCCAUCUCCAUUUCUACUUCCAGGAUGUGGUCAGUGGCAAUAAUCCCACUGCAGUGAAGAUAAUCGGAGACGGGUAUGGUUUUGGCACUACAUUCAUGAUGGACGAUGUGUUGACCCAGGGUCCAGAGCGUGAUUCCAAGGUCAUAGGGAGAGCUCAAGGGAUGUACUCAUCAGCAGCUCAGAACGACAUAGCAUUCUUGAUGAUUGUGACAUUUGUGUUCACUGAAGGGCUGUAUAAUGGAAGCAGCGUCAGCAUGCUUGGGAGGAACCAUGUGGUUGAUGAUGAGAGGGAAAUGCCGAUCGUCGGUGGGAGUGGGGUGUUCAGGUUUGCCAGGGGAUAUGCAUUGGCACACACUGUCUGGUUUGAUCCCAAGACCAGGGAUGCCUCUGUGGAAUACAAUGUGUCCGUCGUACACUUCUGAGAAAGACCAAUUUCUACAUAUGGCUGUUCUAACUCAGGUUGUUUGAUUUUGUGGUUUAAUUCUUGAGUUGUACUCUGUACGGACAGAACUUCGUUGUAGUAAGUUAAUUUCCAUUA
Molecule: messenger RNA, 1010 nt
Organism: Sesamum indicum (sesame)
Lineage: Eukaryota; Viridiplantae; Streptophyta; Magnoliopsida; Lamiales; Pedaliaceae
Source: RefSeq, a predicted model, not a curated record